AACUACAAGAAGUUUUUAAUCAGCUCAUUGGCGACUCGAUUAAUUCAAAAUUUCUCACAUUUUCUGUAAUUUGGACACUGUUAUCAAGUAAAAAAUUGACCACUAGUGCGAUCAGCGUUAUAUAGAAAGAAAACUAGUACCAAAAUUACAGUUUUAUGGCUGAAAUUCCGCUACUGCAACAAUUUCAGCAACGAGGAACAAUACUAUCAGGAACAGGUUUAGAGCUGAUAGCACCGAGUCGAGAGCAUAACUAAGAAAUAAUGGCAGUUUACUGCUGGGGUAACACCGUCCAUGGUGAGCUUGGUCUGGGCGGGAUCGAGGAAGAACAGAUUAUGCUUCCCCGCGAGAUGGACUGGUGCCAUGCUGCCGAUGUGCAGCAGACAGCCUGUGGCAACUCCCACACGUUACUAUUGACCAAGGAUGGCAAACUGUUCGCCUGUGGUAACAACGACCUUGGCCAGCUGGGCCACGAUUCAAAUGAUGUGCCGAACAAAAGGCCACGUAUGUCACGGUUUAAAUUCGUCUCAUCGCUAGAGAACUACAUAAUAACGCAGGUAAGCUGCGGUACCGCGCACUCUCUCGCCAUCACAAACUGGGGUCAGCUGUUUACCUGGGGUUCAAAUGCAGUUGGACAACUUGGACACGACUCGGACCUCAGCAGUUACACUACGCCACGAAUGGUCAAAGCAAUCGCUACAAAAUCUGUCAUUCAAGUGGCAGCGGGUCAGAUGCACAGUCUGGCGCUAACUAACAGUGGAGAGCUGUACUCGUGGGGAGCAAACGGAUAUGGUCAGUUAGGUCUAGGAACGACGAACGAAAAGGUUCCGAUUCCAACACUCGUCAAAUCGCUAGCUGGAAUUCCAAUAGCAUUUAUCGCCUGCGGAGGAUGCCACAGUUUUGCUGUUUCCAAAUCCGGUGCGAUUUUCUGCUGGGGAAAGAACACUUUCGGUCAGCUGGGCCUGAAUGAUCUUAGCUCUCGUUGCUAUCCGACGCAGUUGAAAACGUUGCGUAGCCUUGGCGUAAGGUAUAUCCGCUGCGGAGACGAUUUUUCUGUGUUUCUUACACACGAGGGCGGAGUUUUCACCUGUGGAGCUGGAACGUUCGGUCAAUUGGGACACGGAACUAACAGCAAUGAAAUUUUGCCGCGGAUGGUUUUCGAGCUGAUGGGAAGCAAAAUAACGCAGAUUGCAUGCGGACGAAAACACACACUGGCUUUUGUGCCAUCACGCGGUAAAAUCUAUGGCUUUGGGCUGGGCGGGGUCGGUCAGCUGGGAGUAGGAGUCAACACUAGUUUCAAUACGCCGCAAAUAGUGAGGGGUCCAUGGGUCGAUUCCUUCCUGGAUCGAAACCUACGAGCGAGUGUCGCAUAUCCGUCUCAGCUGGUGGUCGGAAAAAUAUUCGCCGGUGGAGAUCAAUGUUUUGUUUCAUUGUUAACGGAAUCGUGCAUAGAUGAACACCCCGCAGACUAUCGUCUUUACGACACCGGAACGCAAAUUUACGCCAUGUCGGUGGACAUCAGCAAGAAACUAGCUAUGGUCAAACCGGACGAAACUGUCGAUAUGGACCUGAUAACGUUAGUAGAAACUGUGUUCAAAAGUUUAGCCUGUUUCAACGCUUCCUGGCUGCUACCAGGCUACAAGCAUGUCUGUUGUACGUCCAAGCAUCCAGGGGUCGACAUUGACGCUGCCGAAGAAGCCUUCGAGCACAUUCGUAAAAUUGAACAUGAUACUCUCAAACAGCUGAUAUGGGAAGCGGUGUCCACGGAGUUAAUUGCAUCGCUGAUGCCAUCGCCAGCGGACGUAGAAACACUUCGGGUCUAUAUCACACUGCCAAUGUACCACGAGUUCAUCAAUUCCAAAAACUAUCUAAAACUUCAUUCACCAUUCAGUCAGGCGGUUCAAAACCUGCAGAAAAUCCCAUUCAAAAUAGUUACUCAGUGGUGGUCUCAUCAGACGAAAGAAUACUUUGAAAGGCUAGUGGAUAAUUUCAAGAGUGUGAUACUAUACAUCAUACACUUCAAGUUCCCGAAAGUUGUCAGUAGUGAUGAGAGGCAAGAGAUCAGGUACGAGGCUAACUUGGCGUCGAUGUUAAAUAUUCUGGCAAUUUUGUACAAAAUCAACCACACCCAGCGAUCGCAAAAACUGUCCCAAGAGCAGUUUCACAUCAACGAAAUCGAUGAUCUGAUUGAUAUUCGUCUGGACUACGUCCGCUGGGUAAUGGACACCAAUGGAAGCUGCUUUUCGCUGUGUAACUAUCCGUUCAUAUUCAACGCGUCGUCAAAGACCUUGCUACUUCAAACGGAUCAGGGCCUGCAGAUGCACCAGGCUAUGCAGAAUGCAGCAACUGCUAGCUUUUUCAACAUGUUCCGUUCGGAUAUGGCCGUGUCGCAGUUCAUUGUGCUGAACGUGACGAGGGAUAAUAUUGUGCAGGACACGAUACGCGAGUUAGCUCAGUACACGGCGAAUGAUCUGAAGAAGCCACUGAAAGUGCGUUUCCAUGGAGAAGAAGCCGAGGAUGCCGGUGGGGUUAGGAAGGAGUUCUUUAUGCUACUACUCAAGGAUGUGCUUGAUCCCAAGUAUGGGAUGUUCAAAACCUAUGAGGAUUCGCGGGCAAUUUGGUUUACCGAGGAUUUGUUCGACUACGAAGAGAACAUGUUUGCGCUUAUUGGAAUCCUGUGCGGGUUAGCGAUCUACAAUUUCACCAUUAUUAAUUUACCAUUCCCGUUAGCACUGUAUAAAAAGCUGCUUGGUGAAGAAGUCGGCCUAAGUGAUUUGAAAGAUCUGGCUCCGACGGUGGCGAACUCAAUGCAAAGCAUAUUGGACUACUCGGGGUCAGACUUGGAAGAGGUGUUCGAUCUAACUUUUUCCACUACGCGUGACUUUUUCGGCGAAGUGCAAACGAUCCAGCUUAAACCGGGCGGUGAGAGUAUACGGGUGACACAGGAAAAUAAGGAAGAGUUUGUUCAACUCUAUGUUGAUUAUAAAUUGAACAAAUCCGUGGCAAAAUCAUUCAAGCAAUUUUAUGAUGGCUUCAUGAAAGUGUGCGGUGGCCGAGUACUAAAGCUGUUCGAAGCUCAAGAGCUGAUGUCUGUCGUCAUCGGGAACGAGGAGUACGAUUGGCUUGCACUGGAGGAGCAAGCCGAAUACAAGAACGGCUACAAGUCCAGUGAUCAAACGAUACGUUGGUUCUGGGAAGUUUUCCACGAGUUGCCUUUGGAGGAGAAAAAGAACUUUCUACUUUUUCUAACUGGCUGUGAUCGAAUACCAAUUCAGGGGAUGAAAGCUAUCAAGAUCUACAUACAACCCACCACCGAUGAGAAAUUUCUUCCGGUCGCCCACACAUGCUUCAACCUGCUGGAUUUGCCUCAGUAUCAAACGAAAGAAAGGCUCAAGUACAAACUGCUACAGGCGAUCCAACAAACUCAGGGCUUUAGCUUGGUAUAAAUUGUAAUGGUUGCGGGUGACAAGUGCAUGAUUGUGAGUAUCCUAAUUGUAAUAGUUAUAGAGGGUCGCUAAACUUUACACCAUCGAACAAGUGCGUUUUUAAACUGUUUUUGAGUCAUGUGCAAGGGCAUAAAUUCUAAAAUACAGACCACUAGAAUUAACAUAGAGAUCUUGCGAGUUCUUAUGAGUGUCCGUUUCAGAUCGGAUUGCGGUUGAACUAUCUGACUGAAUCCAUAUUGUAGGGUCGUUUGACCGGAAUGUUUGCGAUUGAUUGGUGCAUAUUUAUCUUAGCUUUAUAACACAAGUCAAAUCUACCCACGGUUUGAUGCGCAGUUCCGUUUGUGUUGCUUAAAAUGGUAAAUCAAAAUAACAUUUAAUUUCUUGGCACUGUAGAUAUUAAAGCUCAAAAUCGAGAUUUCUGGGGGGUUGAGCACAUCAAUAGAUUUGUUGAUAGGACGCUAUUUUUCAACACGAUUUUUUCUGAUACUUGGUUCGUUUACGGAACGUUCAUGGAGCGAUGUCAGCCAUUUUCGUUUCAUGGCUUCAGAAAUUCUUUUGUUUAUUUCUGCGCACGAACUGGGUAUUCGGAUGGUCACAAUUCUGAAUGACUGCAAUAAGUAUUUUAGAUUUUUUUAACCUUCAAAAAGGCAAGGAGUCUCAUAGACCCGGCUAGUUCUCCAGUUUCGGUGAACUUGUACAAACGACAAAAAAGAGGCUUUUGGCUUCAUUGGAUCUUAGGAGUGAUGCUUCUUGAAGUCACAAUUUUAUCUUGCCUUUUUGAGGGUUAAUGUGCUGUUAUUUUUAAUCGUGGUGAUCUAUGGUUAUGAAGUGUACUGAAAGAAAAAAAAAAUCAUGUAAUAUCAUCAUGUGGUAUUUAUCGAACUGCAAAGCCGAGUAUUUCGCUGACUUCUAAAGAAAUUUUUAAUUCUUUUUGAUUGUACGUCAAUUUCCGGGAUAAAGUUCCCUGGUAUACAAUUCUCCGGAAUGUAACACUUCCAAGUAAACCUUUUUCCCGUGUACCAUUUACCAUAAAAUCAAUAAAACAAUGACCAUUUAACUGCCCAUAAUCGUAAGUUCGUCCCAUGCUGCGGGGCGUUCUAGACCGCAACACGUCUUCCCCACUUCUAAGCCACAGUGUUGUCGUCCACCUCUUCAUCUCCUGUCGCAGAAACCUCACGAUUACAUUAUCAACUUUGGACAUCUCCAAUACCUUGAUGAGGAGCGAGUGCGGUAUGAAGUCGUAUGCUAUCUUGUAAUCGAUAUAGGCUAUACUAAGGUUCCGUUGGUUAUAUACCGCUUGUCCAACGAUGACUGCAUUGAUCUUUGCACCCAUGUAUGUUUUUCAUGCAUUGUUUCUGCUCCUCGGUCAGGAUGCUAUUCGACUUACAAUCGGCCCAUACGUAUGUAGUGAUGAUGGUGUACAGACUUGAUAAGCAAGUAAUUUGUCCGUUCUUUUAUGGAUUGGACGUAUUGCUGUCGUUGGGAGGGAGAAUUGCGAUACCACGCGUGAUGAAAUCCGGCAAUAAGCGUGGUAACGCCGUGUUGAAACAUGCAGCAAUCGUAGGAUGUAUAACGGUCAGCUUCUUAUACCAAAAGUUUUGGACACCGUCUGAUCCAUGUGUCGCCCAAUUUCUUUCGACGGGCUCUAGCCACGCCCUUCGCGAUAUUGUGCGUGAGCCCCCAAAGAGGUAACUCCACUAUUUGGAUUAGAUAUCGACCCAUCAACUUAUAGACCGGGGACCAACGAGUUUACCUCCCACAGAUUUUGUUCACCUCAGAAAAAUCUCAACCACAUCGACUGGGAUUGAACCCAGACCAACUGGUGUGUGGCGGUCACGCUAACCACUCAAUUACCGGCGCCGUCGAGUUUCUCCGUCAGCUUGUGAGCUCCCUGAAUGCGAAGCUCACUAUGUGCACUGAUCGCAGCCACAUGACGAUACAAUUUCGCCGAUUUUUUGCCGUCUCUGUACGCAAUCAGCCUUCUAAUAGCGGCACGUUUGUUCGAGAUGCGACUCUCCAAUCUCCACUGCCAUAGGUACUCGCCUUUCCCAGUGAUGUUGGUGCAGGUCGCCUCCAAUGUGGUAUAUAUAGUUGUGGCAGAACACACGGUUUGCUAAUGUUAGCAACCAAAAAUAUGUAAAAAAGCAGAUGCACAACGGAUCGACAUCGUAGCAUUCACACGAUUCAAUGGAAGCGGACGGUAUGACGAAAGCAAGUCAAUUUAUUCUGAGAUCACUCAUACGACUCAAGAUUCAUCUUACGAAUACUGAAGUCCCAUCUUAGCCACACCUGUAUAUACUAAAUUGGGUUGCCUCUAGGUGUAAGUCGGUAUGCUAAACAGCUAACGAUUGCCGCUGCAGCAUAAACUACUACUAGUAACUACAGUUGUUUCAGCUUCUGCACAAAUUCCAGGUUCAUUGGAAGAACGUUACCGUUCAUGACCUGAAGUGCGCAAGUCAAUUUCAAAGAAUACUGCAGGUUCGGGAUCCUCGGGACCUUGGAUCCGUAUCCCUGUUCCUUCUACCAUGCUCUCUCUCUGCACUUCCUGCUGAAUCACAUCGAUUUCCGUUGGGGUGAGCAUAUUGUUGCGGAUGAUUGCUCUUGAAUAUAUGGCGUUCUGAUUCAGAACUCUGGAUACGCCUCAUCGAACAUCUCGAGUAUCUGAGGUUGUCCGCUCUUGUCAGUAUCAAGCUUUGUGCAAAGACAGUAGUCGUGGCAAGAUUUUUUAACAUUUCCGGCUUCCAAUUGAUCCUGCGCCUCUGUUCCCGCGAGGUUGAAGGAUUGGCGUCUCCUAAUCGCAACAUUUCUCAAAAAUGCAACGUUUCUUGAUAUUCGUUGUCCAUAGCUGCUCUCUCCGUCCGUUCGUAGCGGUAGCUCGUAUGGCCAAAACUCAUCCUGUUCAUAUCUUCAUAGUUGGGUUGUAGUGAUAAGUCGCCCCUUAAUGUAGGAAGUGGUGCUCACUCGGUUCCCUCUUCUCUGUCAGCAUACGACCAAAGAUCCCACAAUAUUUGUAAUCCGGAUCUUCACUAACAUUGCUCGUACCCCGGCUGGUACCGCGGGUGGUAGGGAUAGGACACAAUAAUACAGCUUUGUCUUCAAUUUCUCUCUUUGAUUUUUUCUGGGGUGUCGCAUAUCUACUUUUCCGGCCAUCACAUCGUAUAAUAGGUAUACCUAGUAUGUAUAACUAUGAAUGGAAUGUGACACUUGAUUACCUGACAGUCCUUUUCCUAGGGUUGUGUGCUCUUUAGAUAUCAUGAAAUAAUCUGCUGGUUGAAAUAUCACAUCACUUCGACGAUAGAUCAGGAGGUAUACUGCAAAAAGUUCUGGAUAGUGCUAAACUGCUAAACCUAAAAUAUGUUUUUGCUUCGUGCAGUUUAUAAACUAGAAACGGUUACCUAGGGAGUUUAAUGUCCUGGGGAAAUACGUAUUUUUUGGUCUGAGUAGGAUGGUAGAUAUUCGGCCCUAUUCUGCGCGGCGUGUGACGUGAGACGACUAAUCUCACCUCACCCUACGUGACUUUUCUCACCCAAUUCUGAAGAGUCACUUCGGGUGACGUGAGACGCCCAUUUAACCGCAAUGGGGAAUCUCACUUCAUCCGAGUCGACUCUCAGAAUAGGGUGAGAAAAGUCACGUAAAGUGAGGUGAGAUUAGUCGUCUCACGUCACAUGCCGCGCAGAAUAGGGCCGAUUGUUUCUGGUUAUCCUUCAAUAAUUGAUUUUAGAUCGAAUGGUGCUGCCAAAGAGUUAAGAACUGACAAAACUAUAUUUUUUGCUAAGAUGGGAUGGGUUGGUGCUGGGCCUGUGGUCAUAUCAUAUUCUUUCAUGGUCCACUCUCUUUGGUACGGAUGUCUUCAUAACUGGCUGCUGGACGUGUCUUACAAGUGAAUUGAUCACUUCGCUGCAUGAGGGAUACAUGUGCGUCUUACUAGUUAUCGACUCUUGACCGUGAAAUGCAGGACUGGCACCUGAAAGAAUGAUGAUUGUUUCCCUCGACCAAUCACUUGGCUGUUGGAAAUAAGUAAUUGUUUCCCCAGGUUGGUAAGUGUGAGGGCUUUAAGUGUAGUAAUUGGUUUGGCAAUGACACUGAGCUAUCUCGCUACUGAUGACUUGCGAGCAUCAGUAGCUUUCCAAUUUCUAUGUCUUGUCAUUCGUAACACAAUGCAAGCUACUUGGGAGAUCUUAUCACCAACCUAUUUGCCAGAACCUUCCAUUCAAAUGUGAAAUGUAAUUUACUGUUUAGAGAUGUAUCACUUUGUAUCGGGUUUAUGAAUGGUGAACACAUACAAUGUAAAAGUUGACCAGAUCAUGGAUCACAGUUGUAUAACUACAAGAAAGUUUAUUCAUUCAUUCUUUUUGCUGUAUGUGACGCUAACUGUAGACUGCAAUCUCAACCCUUGCUGCUUCAUUACGGUGAUAUUUCAUAUAUUUUUCUUGUCAAUAAUAAAAUCCCUCAAUGAAACAGCAGAGGGAUUCCAUGAGAAACCGGUUGACCACAAAAUAUGACCAUCGUCGAUUCGAACGAAACUUUGAACUUGUGUUUGGUUUAUGAAUAUCCACGAUUUUCUCUGACAAUGGCAAUAUUUUCAUACAAGAGCAAUUUUUCAAAAGGGCGUAGACGAGCGUUACUUUCAAAUAUGUUUUUGUUCGAUUACUGUAUUUUAUAUAGCAAAACGUUCUGAGAACGAAUUACAGGGGAUGAAUAUUUAUAAUCAAAAAAAAUAUACACUGCAGAAAUGUGUAAUUUUUUUCACAAAAACAAAUUUUCAUUCAUAUAGUUUUAUAUAGCUUUCAAAUGGGUUACAAUAUCGCCCUGAUGUCAAGGAAAAGUUACAGGAAAUGUUAUAGGCCUUUUUAAAAACCUAUUGUUGUUGAUAGAGUAACGCGAAUGACUUAUGAAAAGGUAGUAAUAAAAUAAAAUAUUUGUGUUGCUAAAACAAAAUUUAAAAUAUCUUAAGAAUUACUACAUUUCAGAGAUUUUUUGUUAUGAGCAUUUUGAUUUAAAAUAGCGUUUAGAAUCAUAUUCAAAAAGAAAUUGUAUUUUUGACUGCAAAUACUAUGAAUUAUGAAAAUAUGUCAAAACUUUUUUAUUGAAAGCUUCUCCAUGAUCCAAAUACACUGAAAAAGUUUCUUUAACGCCUUUAAAACGAUCAACAUUCGAUUUUUGAUAUGCUACGGCAACGCGAAUAGCGUUCAAAAAGGGCUGAAUCACAUGAAUUAACCCAUUCAUGCCCAUGUUAUUUGUGGACAACAACGUUUUUAGACAGCUAUAACUUUUGAUUGACGCAAUAUUUACUCGCAAAAACAUGUAAGGCUAAUAAAUGUGACUAUUGCAUUUCAUUUGAGCAUUAACAGUUACAAGGAUCAGCUCAAGAACUGAAGUUAUUGCAAUUAGUCUAAAGGGAUUCCGAUGAAGCAAUGCUGCUAGGGACAGUUCACGUUGAAGACGGAAAAUGAAUUUUUCUUAUAUCUUUGUUAUGUUGCACUAUCAUUUAAAAUUGAUAAAACUUAUCAAUUUAGAUUUUCUUGCCUACGUUUUCCACGCCAUUGGACUAUUGCAAAUAUUCUAGGAGAAUUGGAUUGAGCAUUGGAAGGUAAAAAUUUAGCAGCUUCUAGCGCUGCAAGCGAAGCACUUAUCUUUAUGAAAAGACUUUUCGUGUUUCUUGAUCUCACCGUUUUCAUGGAAAAAUAGUUUUGAAAACCUACAAGCACUAGAAAAUAGUUGGGCACGAAAUUGUUAACUGUUUUUGUUGGAACAAAAUUCCAAAUAUCUCGAAAACUUUCGCAUUUUGUAAGAUUUUUGUUAAAUGCAUUUUGAUUUAAAAUGAUACUUAGAAUUAUACUCUGUAAUUAAAUUGCAGUUUUAUAUGUCAUUUAUUAUGAAAUUUAAAAACAUGCAUAAAGUUAUUCUUAGAAAAACUUUUUCACCGAAAAGUUCUCCAUCAGAAAAUCACAUUUAAAAUGUUUCUUUUCUCUUUAGGUUUUUGUUGACAAAAUAUAAAAAAAUCAGAAAAAAAUGGUUUUUUUUGCAAUUUAAAUUAACACAAAUUGGACGCAACACUUUUUUCAGCGUAUAUUUUUUCGAACAGAAAUAUUCAUUCCCUGUAACUCAUACUCAGAAAAUUUCGCUGUAUAAAAUACAAAAAUCGACCAAAAAAAAUUGAAAUUAUAGCACGUAGAAAUGUUUACGCCCUUUUAAAAAAUUGCUCUUGAGUCAAAAUAAUCUUUCUGACUGUGCAAAAUGUUUAGUCUUCCAUACCUGUGAAACCUGUACAGUUUCGUAGGAAUCGAAAAUGGUCGGUCACGAUUUUAAAUAUUCACGGACGAAUCUUCGUGGAAUUCCUUUAGCACUGAUCAAUUCCUCUAUCUCUGCAUUAUCCUCUAUCACUUCAGUAUUUAAUGGCUAAGUCACUUGAUUUCUGUUAAAAAAAACAGGUACAAAUAAUAUCAAAAGGUUAUUUCCAAACGCACCAAUGAGAUAUCUGGCAUUACAUUCGCCAUUUUUACACUAUUCUGCCUUUAAAUCCGGAAUCUGUUUUUUCGUUCUUAUUUCCUGUGUAAACGAUAUGUUAACCUCCAAAUUAAAAUGUCGAAACAGCUCAAAAUCAAUGCAGCUUGUUAAAAAACUAGAUAUGUGGAGUGGAUGACUAUAUACUAUACUACAUCUUAACAACAUUUCAACUAAAUCGAAAGUUUUUCGACAGAAUAUCGCCUCAUAUGAAAACUGUUGUUUCAUUUGAACCUAAAUUCUGGUGGAAAUCAAUCGGAACUCCACCGCUAAUUUUGGAAUGAGUUUGACAGGAGGUACGUCAUGCUACCAUAAAAUAAUUAGUGUCAACAUGUUUUACGAGUUUAUUUCUUUGUCGUAUCGGAGAAUUGGAUUAUAAAUUCAGCUCUAUUUUACCAAAAAGACCUUCACAAAGUAUUUGGACUGCUAGAAUAUGCUAGCAAAUUAUUUUACUAAUAUCUUGGGGUUAGUUAUUUAGAAUCGAUAAAAAUACAAAAGACGUAAAUUUAUCCGGAGGCAUGAAUGUAAAAGCAUAAAAUAAUCGUUUAUGAAAAUCCAGCCUAACGGCAUCUUGAAAUCAUGCCCACCCUAGUUUUUGUGAAGUUGAUUUGUGUGAUCCAAAAUCAAUGAUAAUUUUGAAGUUCGAAGAUAAAUUCUAUUUGGGUAAAUGGAUUUCUGGUAAAUGGUACCAUCUGGGAAAUGAUAUACAAUCAAUUUUAUAUUAAUUUGUAGGAACACCAAACAUUUGAUCUAGGCUAAAAAGUAAGAAAUAUUUCAGAACGCACUUUAACAAUGGUUUUUAUUCCUAACUUCCGAGAAUCUCGUUUUUGAGCAACUAAAUGCAAUUAUUUUUUCCGAAACAAAUAUCAGUCACACUCCAAAUCGUGCGUUCCUAACCAUAAAUUGACUGGAAGAAAGAUUGUAUCACAAUGGUAGGUAGAUGAGUGUUCCAAACCACGGUUGUUGACUAGCGAUGUUAGUGCCGAAAAUAAAAUAAAUAGCGUAUUUUAUUGUUGACUAGCCCUAAUUAUGUUGAAAAUAAAUCGUGUUUUCGUAAA
Messenger RNA from Topomyia yanbarensis, 11005 nucleotides. RefSeq names its product probable E3 ubiquitin-protein ligase HERC4 (gene Herc4). The transcript is spliced from 9 exons. NCBI's taxonomy places the organism in Eukaryota, Metazoa, Arthropoda, Insecta, Diptera, Culicidae. The record is from RefSeq and is a predicted model, not a curated record. Bases 261 to 3443 code for a protein of 1060 amino acids. Gene Ontology annotation, molecular function: ubiquitin-protein transferase activity.